This is a messenger RNA of Musa acuminata AAA Group (dessert banana), 2904 nucleotides long. RefSeq names its product receptor-like protein 15. The transcript has a single exon. Lineage: Eukaryota; Viridiplantae; Streptophyta; Magnoliopsida; Zingiberales; Musaceae. Gene Ontology annotation, molecular function: protein binding. The record is from RefSeq and is a predicted model, not a curated record. The coding region runs from base 12 to 2816 and encodes 934 amino acids.
CUCAGUACACUAUGCACUCACCAAAUAGCAUCAUGACCUCUUGCAGCAGAAGCACACACCCUGUGCCACGGCACUACUAUUUCGGGCUUUGGCUUACGAGCAUUCUAUUGGUCACGGCGGCAACAACGCCGACGACGAAGGGGUGCGUAGAGGGCGAGAGGGACGCCCUCCUCGACUUCAAAACCGGCAUCCUCAAGGAUCCUUCCAGCCGUUUGUCAUCAUGGCGAGGCCGAGUAGACUGCUGCAGAUGGAGCGGGGUGGUCUGUGACAACAGAACCGGCCAUGUCGUGGAGCUCAACCUCCAGAAUUGCUACCCUGAUAACGAUGAGAUGUCUAUCGGAGGUGAGAUCAGACCAUCCUUGCUCCUGCUAACUCAUUUGGAGCGUCUCAACCUCAGCCACAAUGACUUAUCGACCGAUGGCCUGCACUGGCUCUCGCGUCUCACUUCCUUGAGAUACCUCGACAUGAGCUUUGUGAACCUUUCCAUGGCCUCCCACGAUUGGCUUCAAGCAGUGAACAUGUUGUCCUCACUAGAGGAGCUACAUUUAUCAGACUGUGGCCUCACCGACCUCCCCUCUUCUCUUUCCCAUGUCAACCUCACAGCACUGGCCACUCUGGACAUCAGUGACAAUCUCUUCAACUCCACCAUCCCCAACUGGCUAUGGAAACUCCACAGACUCUCUUAUCUUGAUCUCAGUUUUUCUAUGUUUCAUGGUGCCAUACCCGCUGGGAUUGGAAAUUUGGCCGAUCUAAGAGAACUUCAUCUUAGUGAUAAUUCACUUUCAGGUCCCAUACCCACUGAGAUUGGAAAUUUGAAUAGUCUAGAACUUAUCAAUCUCACGAAUAAUUUACUCUCUGGAUCGUUACCUACUGAGAUCGGCAAGCUUUCCAACCUCAAUAUUCUUUCUCUCUCUAGUAAUUCCCUAGAGGGCACCAUGUCUGAACUCCAUUUCGCUAACUUAACCAAACUAAGUGAGCUUGAUGUAUCCGAAAACUCCCUAGUCAUCUCAGUAGGCUAUGAUUGGAUUCCUCCUUUUCAACUCCAAUCCAUUCGACUGAAGUCUUGUAAGUUGGGGCCUGCAUUUCCAAGAUGGCUCCGUUCACAAAACUCCAUUAAGGAUUUGGAUAUGUCGAACACAAGCAUUGAGGACGUCUUGCCUGAUUGGUUUUGGAACAUUUCCGCUUUUUCUAUAAAUCUCUCCCAAAAUCAGAUUAAUGGUACUUUGCCAACUUUCUCGGAGCAAAUGACAAACCUAGCCACUCUGAAACUAAGUAUGAAUUUGCUUGAAGGCCCUAUUCCUCGUUUGCCACCUUCCUUGAGUUAUUUGUAUUUGUAUAGUAAUUCUUUUUCGGGAUCGUUGUCAUCAAUUUCUCUCCCACUAGAAUUGGAACUGUUGGAUCUCUCACAUAACCAUAUAAAUGGGAGCAUACCAUCAUUUAUCUGCAACUUGAGACAACUUCGUAUCCUCGAUCUAUCCAGCAACCAAAUAUCAGGUGAAAUCCCUUGGUGUUGGCAAGAGACAAACUUCCUUUUCUAUAUUAAUCUAGCGGAUAACAAGCUCUCGGGAGAAAUUCCUAGCUCUAUUGAAAAGUUGACUCAUCUUCGAUCUUUGCACUUAAACAAUAAUAGUCUACAUGGGCAUCUUCCUUUGUCAUUGAAACAUUGCAGUGGACUAGUUUUUCUUGAUCUUGGCGACAAUAAAUUCUCAGGUAGCAUACCUAGGUGGAUUGCACAAAAUUUUCAAAAACUAGAGGUACUCCGACUAUGCUCAAAUAUGUUUUCUGGUAACAUUCCUACAGAGCUUGGACAACUUCAUCAUCUACAUAUUAUCGACCUUGCUAAUAAUAAUUUAUCAGGGCUAAUUCCACGCUCCUUUGGCAAUUUAAAUGUAACAAAAACUUAUAUGCAACGAAAAUUGACUAGUCUACGCCAAUGUAUACCUUAUGUUGCAUUGAGUCGCCCUGUGGGUCGCUUUGUGAGUCACCCUACGGGUCGCUUUCCGAGUUGCCCUGCGGGUCGCUUUGUGAGUCACCCUACGGGUCGCUUUCCGAGUUGCCCUGCGGGUCGCUUUGCGAGUCACCCUACGGGUCGCUUUGCGAGUUGCCCUGCGGAUUGCUUUGCGGGUCGCUUUGCCGGUCGUCUUGCUUUGCCAUUUUUUGAUGGUACUUAUGAUGAUAGCAUCAUUCUAACUAUAAAGGGAAAAAGUCUCAUCUUUUCGAUUAUUGUUUACCUUGUCAAUAUUAUAGACUUUUCAAAUAAUAAUUUGAUCGGAGAAAUCCCAAUAGAAAUUGGGUCUCUUUCGGCACUCCAAACUUUAAAUCUAUCAAGAAAUAAUUUUGUCGGCCAAAUACCAGCGACAAUUGGUGCCAUGAAGUCAUUGGAAACUCUAGACCUUUCAUUUAAUAAGUUUUAUGGAGGCAUUCCUCGAAGCUUGUCAGACAUGUAUUCUCUGAAUCACUUGAAUCUGUCUUACAACAAUCUAUCAGGAGUUAUUCCUUCGGGAAAUCAACUACAAACACUCAAUGACUCAUCCAUUUAUAUUGGCAAUGCAUAUCUAUGUGGAGCUCCCCUCAUCAAGAGUUGUUACGAUCUUAAAAGUAACAAUGUGACAAAAGAAGACAACAAAGACGAAUCCUUUACGCCAUCAUAUUAUUUGAGUAUCAUACUCGGAUAUUUGGUUGGAUUAUGGAGCGUAUUUAUCAUUAUGCUGUUCAAGAAAAAUUGGAGGGUUUUCUAUUUUCAGAUGUUUGAUAAAAUAUAUGAUAGAGCUUAUGUUGUCAUCAAAAUAAGAAUUAAUAGAUUAACAACUGAUUGAGGGUGAGGACGCCAUCAAAAGUCAUUGUAAUAGGAGUAUCUUGUGUGUUGUAUCCAUAAUAAGUUUGAAUCUUGCAAGAUUGAGAUCA